This is a messenger RNA of Ramularia collo-cygni, 1128 nucleotides long. RefSeq lists its product as uncharacterized. NCBI's taxonomy places the organism in Eukaryota, Fungi, Ascomycota, Dothideomycetes, Mycosphaerellales, Mycosphaerellaceae. The transcript has 2 exons. The coding region runs from base 1 to 1128 and encodes 375 amino acids. The record is from RefSeq and is a predicted model, not a curated record.
AUGCUGUCCAUACACGUUCAAGUCGUGGCCGAUUACCCCCCGGAGUACAUCGCUGCGACUUCGGCAAAGGCCAGUUGUGGUGAAGCCUCCUCCGACCACGUCGACGAUGCGCUCGAGGGUCCCGAUUACCUGGGUCAUGUCAACCAUGUCGAUGGUGAAGAAGAGAUCGACGACCAGGGAGUGGAAGACGAUCAUGGGUACAAAGGGCGGAAGCCUCCAAAGAUGCCCGACAAUGUCAACUACAUGGACUUGCAUGAGAAGAUGGUCCGGAUACGUGACAAGUACGAUAUGCAUGUCGAUUUUCUGGGAUCGGCUGCAUACUGUCGCGCACCCUGGACCAGUGCUUUGCAGGUUUUCAAGGCGAAGAAGAAGGUGGAUGUGCUCGCACGACGUCUAGACGAGCAGAUGACCGAACUGGAUCUCGAGGUUGCCAAGUUUAGCCAAUGUGUGUCGCAAAAUGUGUGGUAUGAUUGGUAUUCGGGUGUGGWUGACAUGACUGCGUACACGUUGGAAGACCUUUCGAUAGCCUUUGGGCCUUGCACGCUUGAGACUCCUUGGUUCGAUAUCUGGAAUUGUAGGCAUUUCGUCAGUCAUCUGCAAACCACCCUCCCAGCAACAGUCGAGCACAAUCGACCAGCAGACGAGAAAUCAUGCCACACGUACGCUCAAAAGCUCUUGCUCUUGUUAAAAGCCAUCUCCUCGACGACGGACUUCCAUCACACGAUGCAUUUCGCAAUCUUGCUCAAGACAACGAUGCUGCGACGGCCGACCCAACGUUGGACGUGUAUAGAUCAUCUCAGCCAUCAAAACCAUCUCACCCAUUGCAUCUGGACCUCGUUGMGACAAGGUCGCACAGAACCACAUAUCCAAUUCUGGGAUUUUUCCCGUGCUUGGCGUGAAUUAUGGGCCGACUGGCAGACCUGGKAUUUGUUCGAGCGAAUCCACGUCUGCGCACUCAAACACCGAGGUCUGUUAAUGCUCAUCUAUCAAUUGGCGGUGAAUGAGGCCCGCUUCCUCUGCCAAAUUGCCCUCCAGAAGAAACGGCUGCCGGUGGAGUUGUCGAUGCUGAUAUUGGAACAUACCAUGCUGGCUUCCGGUGUACCACUGAUCAGGCCGAACCUGCUAUGA